Racocetra persica is the source of this 162-nucleotide messenger RNA. NCBI's taxonomy places the organism in Eukaryota, Fungi, Glomeromycota, Glomeromycetes, Diversisporales, Gigasporaceae. The record is from the annotation of a GenBank genome assembly.
AAAGCGAAAAUAGCGGAUAUUACUUUAAAUUAUCAUAUCAGCAGUGAUUAUUCAAUUAAUAUUCCCCCAAAUACAACAGUCGCCAUCCUUAAAAACAUGAUUAGAAAUAACGUUCCUUUUACCGAUUUUGAUCUCUACAUAAAUGAUACCGCUCGAGAAUAA